Molecule: messenger RNA, 127 nt
Organism: Racocetra persica
Lineage: Eukaryota; Fungi; Glomeromycota; Glomeromycetes; Diversisporales; Gigasporaceae
Source: the annotation of a GenBank genome assembly
AUUUUACUAUUCGCACUAUGGAUAUAUGUAAAAAUCUAUGAUGCGGAUAGUAGUACACGAAGUCAGUGUAACACAGAAACUCUGUUCGGCUACCCUUUUCCUGAUGACAUUAGGAUCGUUAGUAUCC